CCUCCCCCACCCUCGGCGGGUCAGCGUCCGAGACUGCGUCGCGCAGCAUCGCGUCGGCCCGGCCCGGCCCGGCCCCCGGGCAGAUGCCCCGAGUUGCCGCUGUCGCCGCCGCCGACUCCGCCGGUGGCGGUGUGGGAGGUGGGCGCCUGGCCCGGGGCCGCCGAGCGUGACAGACGCGGCCGGGGCCGCCGGGGGCUGUCGGGGCCGCGCGCGGACCAUGUAUUUCCUAAGCGGCUGGCCCAAGAGGCUGCUCUGCGCGCCGCGGAGCCCGGCCGAGGCGCCGCUCCAUGUCCAGUCUGACCCUCGGAGAGCGUUCUUCGCCGUGCUGGCCCCGGCCCGCCUCAGCAUCUGGUACAGCCGACCCAGUGUGUUAAUUGUAACAUACAAGGAACCAGCUAAAUCAUCUGCUCAGUUUGGAUCUUACACACAAGCUGAAUGGAGGCCGGACAGUACCAUGAUAGCAGUGUCAACAGCAAAUGGCUACAUCUUGUUUUUUCAUAUUACAUCUUCAAGAGGGGAUAAAUACCUUUAUGAACCAGUGUAUCCCAAAGGAAGUCCACAAAUGAAGGGGAUACCUCAUUUUAAGGAAGAACAUUGUGCCCCAGCAUUGAAUUUAGAAAUGAAGAAAAUACUGGAUUUGCAAGCACCCAUCAUGAGUUUGCAGUCUGUGCUGGAAGAUCUCCUUGUUGCAACUUCUGAUGGACUUCUUCAUCUUAUUCAUUGGGAAGGAAUGACAAAUGGAAGAAAAGCCAUCAAUCUCUCUACAGUACCCUUUUCAGUAGACCUUCAGUCAUCUAGAGUAGGUUCAUUCCUCGGCUUUGCAGAUGUGCACAUUAAAGAUAUGGAAUAUUGUGCCACACUUGAUGGAUUUGCUGUUGUGUUUAAUGAUGGUAAAGUUGGAUUUAUUACACCAGUAUCGAGUAGAUUUACUGCAGAGCAGCUUCAUGGAGUUUGGCCACAAGAUGUUGUUGAUGGGACUUGUGUUGCAGUAAAUAACAAAUACCGACUGAUGGCCUUUGGUUGUGCAAGUGGUUCUGUGCAAGUCUAUACAAUAGACAACACUACUGGAGCCAUGCUGCUGUCUCAUAAACUAGAGCUUACAGCAAAGCAGUAUCCUGACAUCUGGAACAAAACAGGAGCUGUUAAAUUGAUUAGAUGGUCUCCUGACAACAGUGCUGUAAUAGUAACCUGGGAAUAUGGAGGUCUUUCUCUAUGGAGUGUGUUUGGAGCCCAGCUGAUUUGUACACUUGGAGGAGACUUUGCUUACAGGUCAGAUGGUACCAAAAAAGAUCCCCUUAAGAUCAACUCCAUGAGCUGGGGUGCAGAAGGCUAUCACCUAUGGGUAAUCAGUGGAUUUGGUUCUCAGCACACUCAAACUGACACUGACCUCGGGAGUGCAGUUAAAGAGCCCAGCAUUUUGUUAUUUCAGUUUAUCAAGAGUGUACUCACUGUAAACCCUUGUAUGAGUAACCAAGAACAGGUGUUACUUCAGGGAGAAGAUCGCUUAUACUUGAACUGUGGAGAAGCCUCACAGACCCAAAAUCUGAAGUACUCCUCAGCACGCACUGAGCAUAUGCCCAGACACGGGAAGAGCCCAUUUGCAGAUGGAGGUCUAGAGGCUCCAGGAUUAAGCACUUUACUUGGACAUCGACAUUGGCAUGUUGUACAGAUUUCCAGCACCUAUCUAGAAAGCAAUUGGCCUAUACGGUUUUCAGCUAUUGAUAAACUUGGACAAAAUAUCGCUGUGGCUGGCAAGUUUGGAUUCGCGCAUUAUUCUUUACUUACCAAGAAAUGGAAACUUUUUGGAAACAUUACUCAGGAGCAAAAUAUGAUUGUGACUGGUGGCCUAGCCUGGUGGAAUGACUUUAUGGUCCUUGCCUGUUACAACUUAAGUGACCGCCAAGAAGAGCUCAGAAUCUACCUACGAACAUCAAACCUGGACAAUGCCUUCGCUCAUGUCACCAAAGCACCAAUAGAAACAUUACUGCUUAGUGUCUUCCGGGACAUGGUGGUAGUGUUUAGAGCAGACUGUUCAAUAUGCCUCUACAGUAUUGAAAGAAAAUCUGAUGGUUCGAAUACGACAGCGAGUGUUCAGGUUCUUCAGGAGGUCUCCAUGUCGAGGUACAUUCCUCAUCCCUUCCUGGUGGUGUCUGUCACACUGACGUCAGUGAGUACAGAGAAUGGCAUCACCUUGAAAAUGCCACAACAGGCUCGUGAUGCAGAGAGCAUAAUGCUGAACCUUGCAGGACAGCUCAUCAUGAUGCAGAGGGACCGGUCAGGUCCUCAGAUCCGGGAGAAGGACAGUAACCCUAGCCAAAGGAAACUCCUGCCGUUCUGCCCUCCCGUUGUACUAGCUCAGUCAGUGGAAAAUGUCUGGACCACCUGUCGAGCAAACAAACAGAAGCGGCACCUUCUGGAGGCCCUCUGGCUGAGCUGUGGUGGUGCGGGGAUGAAGGUUUGGCUGCCUCUCUUCCCCAGGGAUCACCGCAAGCCCCACUCCUUCUUGUCCCAGCGGAUCAUGCUGCCUUUCCACAUCAACAUUUACCCCCUCGCCGUUCUGUUUGAAGACGCGUUGGUCCUUGGUGCUGUCAAUGACACUCUGCUCUAUGAUUCUCUGUAUACACGGAACAGUGCUAGGGAGCAGCUGGAGGUGCUCUUCCCCUUCUGCGUUGUGGAGAGAACCUCUCAGAUCUACCUCCACCAUAUCCUCCGCCAGCUCCUGGUCAGGAACCUUGGCGAGCAAGCCCUCCUUCUGGCUCAGUCGUGCGCUGCGUUACCUUACUUCCCUCAUGUGUUGGAGCUCAUGCUCCAUGAAGUGCUGGAAGAAGAAGCUACCUCACGGGAGCCCAUUCCCGACCCACUGCUUCCCACCGUGGCGAAGUUUAUCACCGAGUUCCCCCUUUUCCUUCAGACAGUCGUGCACUGCGCCCGGAAGACUGAGUAUGCGCUGUGGAAUUACCUUUUUGCAGCUGUUGGGAACCCCAAGGACUUAUUCGAGGAAUGUUUGAUGGCUCAGGAUUUGGACACAGCUGCCUCUUACCUUAUUAUCCUACAGAAUAUGGAAGUCCCCGCAGUAAGUAGGCAGCAUGCCACCCUCCUGUUCAACACAGCACUGGAACAGGGCAAAUGGGACCUGUGUCGACACAUGAUUCGAUUUCUUAAAGCCAUUGGUUCUGGAGAAUCUGAGACCCCUCCAUCCACACCUACAUCUCAGGAGCCCAGUUCAAGUGGUGGCUUUGAGUUCUUCAGGAAUCGGAGCAUCAGUUUAUCCCAGUCAGCUGAAAAUGUUCCUCCUGGUAAAUUCGGCUUACAGAAAACUCUAAGUAUGCCAACUGGUCCUUCUGGGAAAAGGUGGAGCAAAGACAGCGACUGUGCGGAGAACAUGUACAUCGACAUGAUGCUGUGGCGACACGCUCGGCGUCUCCUAGAAGACGUGCGCCUGAAGGACCUGGGCUGCUUUGCAGCCCAGCUAGGCUUUGAACUCAUCAGUUGGCUUUGCAAAGAACGCACUCGAGCCGCCCGUGUGGACAACUUUGUAGUAGCCCUGAAGAGACUGCACAAGGAUUUCCUGUGGCCUCUUCCCAUUAUCCCAGCCUCUUCCAUUAGUUCCCCUUUCAAAAAUGGGAAAUGUCGAGCAGUGGGAGAGCAGCUGUUGAAGCCUCAGUCAGCUGACCCUUUCCUUACCCCUGAGAUGGAUGCCGGCAUCUCUACCAUCCAACGCAGUCAGAGCUGGCUCAGCAGCAUUGGCCCCACCCAUCGUGACGCAGACAUAGCCUCACCUCCUGGACCCCAGAUGCAAGAUGCUUUCCUCUCACCAUUAUCUAAUAGAGGGGAUGAGUGCAGCAUCGGCUCAGCUACAGACUUGACUGAAAGCAGCUCCAUGGUGGAUGGAGACUGGACAAUGGUGGACGAAAACUUCUCCACUCUCAGCUUGACUCAGUCUGAGCUGGAGCACAUCUCCAUGGAGCUGGCAAGCAAAGGGCCCCACAAAUCUCAAGUUCAGCUGCGUUAUCUGCUGCACAUUUUCAUGGAGGCAGGCUGUCUGGACUGGUGUGUUGUCAUCGGCCUGAUCCUCAGAGAAUCCUCAGUGGUCAGUCAGAUUCUUGGGAUUGCUCAGUCUUCAGAGAUGGAUGGAGAGAUGUUACAGAACAUAAAAGCAGGGUUGCACGCUGUAGACCGAUGGGCCUCUACAGACUGCCCUGGAUAUAAGCCAUUUUUAAACAUCAUUAAGCCACAACUGCAGAAGCUCAGUGAGAUAACAGAAGAGUUGGUCCAGCCUGACACCUUCCAGCCAAUAACAGUGGGUAAGACUCCUGAACAGACCAGCCCCCGGGCAGAGGAGAGCAGGGGCUCUUCCAGCCAUGGGAGCAUCCCUCAGAGUGAGACUGGGAGUAACAACAGCAUGGUCAGCCGGAAAGAAGAGGACACGACACAAGCAGAUGAAGAGGAGCCAUUUCAGGAUGGGGCUUAUGACUGUUGUGUGUCCUGACAGCUGUGAGCAACUUCAGAGCAGGCAGUAUUAGUCACAGCGGCGUGCACCAGAGCACGUGUGACCUGCUGAGUGGUGGAACAGGUAAAAGAGCUUGGGUCGGAACUCUGUCAUAAAGUGUUAUAAUUUAAUGAAUUCUUCCUCUAAAUCUCUUUGACUCCAUUUAAAAAAAGAAGUGUGGUAUCAAAGCCUCUUUUUAAGCUGCAGUAGAAAGUAAUAAGCAGUAUAUAGACGCACAUGCACAUGUAAUAUUUGAUUUUCUUCAGUUUGUAAUUGUAGGAAUUAUUCAUAACGGAUCGUUAGUGUAGGGAUUACUUUGCCCCAAGUGAGCUUAUUUUUUCACUUAUAUGGCUUAUGUAUUUUCUGGUUCAGCGUGUCUGACUGGUUUUGUCCUGUGGGUGGGUUACCUUUCUUUAAAUGAGUGCUAAGGCGCUUGCUGCAGCUCGUCAGGUGCCUGAGCGACUGUCUGCUUCCGUGUGGUGUGGAGUCAGCCGGACCCUUACUUGGUCCUUCGAAUCCUGCGCUUGUAAGGAAGGCUCAGUGGACAGACACCUUGUGACUUUGGUACGUUGUUCACCAGCAGUCCUGGGUUGAUGGAAGCCAGUUACCUGUGACUUAAUGUGCCUGUUUUAGCAAGCUUAAUUCCUUCUAGAUCAGUGUGGGCAGAGGGGGAGGGGUUCUUAUCAAUUAUGCUGACACCACUAAAUUUUUGUAUCAAAGAACUGUAUCUUUUUGUGAAUAUUCAUGUACAUAUACUCAAAGGCACUGUCCAUAUUUUUAAGGUGUGUAUUAUAAUCUGUGAGGUUUACGCUGGAUUCUGCAUGACUAUACUCACUCUUGGAAUAAAGACAAGAUUUUCUUCUUUCCAAAAUGAGCAGUCAUCAUAGAGGAAGACAGGUUUGUUGGCCCAGCUGUAAAGUAGUAGUCAUCCCACUGAUCAUGAGGGGAACAGGUUUUGUGCAAAUUAAUGUAGUUUCUUAUUUAUUGCUUUUGUAAAUUGAAUAAAAUGGGCUUUUAUGUAAAUAGACUGUGGGAUCCUGUAUUAUCAGCUACUAAAAAUUAGUUUGUAAAUUCUUUAUUAUAAAGUUUAAAAAUAUUUUAUGUAUUUCUAGAUGUGACUUAAAUUUUAGUUUUCAUACAUUAUGAAAGCAGAACUACAUAUUCAGUUGCUUCAGACUAAACACAUACCUACCACAUGUAAUUCUAAUUAUUAAUAACAGUAUUAAUUUAGAUAGCUUAUUUGUACUGUGCAAUUUGAACAAGGAAUGCAAUGUUAUUUUUUAUAAAAUCUUGUUUAUUUUUAUAACAACAAUGUAUUUGAAGUGGACCAAAUUCGUACCACCGUGUAAAACAGCCUCUCUUAUAAUGCAGAUGUUGCUUAGAAAUGGAAUUCAGCCCUUUGUUCCUGCCUUCUAAACUAAAGAGAUAGACUGCAUCCUCUUAGGCAGUACCUUUAGAGGAAACCUCAGAAUUAUUUUGAAAUUAUUUCAAAUUUCACCACCUAGUUAAAAUUAUUGAAUUUAGUAAUUACUGUUAUUUCCUUUCUACAUUAGAAGUGCAAUAAUUUUAUAUAAUAAAAUCCCUGAAUGGGUGAAAUAUGUUGCUAUUGGUA
Molecule: messenger RNA, 6101 nt
Organism: Rattus rattus (black rat)
Lineage: Eukaryota; Metazoa; Chordata; Mammalia; Rodentia; Muridae
Gene: Ric1
Product: RIC1 homolog, RAB6A GEF complex partner 1
Exons: 26
Coding region: 218-4489 (1423 amino acids)
Biological process (GO): intracellular protein transport; retrograde transport, endosome to Golgi
Cellular component (GO): Golgi membrane; cytosol; Ric1-Rgp1 guanyl-nucleotide exchange factor complex
Molecular function (GO): protein binding
Source: RefSeq, a predicted model, not a curated record